GUCUACACGUACGUGUUUAUAGCCUCCCCAUUAUAUUUUGAAAAAAUAACCAAAAAAUGACAGGGCACACUCAAAUGUAUCACUCUGAGUCCGCCUAUGAGAAGCAUCACAGAUGAUCGUAAUAGUAAAAAGUUCAGAAAAUCGAAGCUAAUUCUUGGAUUUGUUUAUGGACUUUUCCUAAGUCUAAUCCUCUACCAUUUUGUAAUAGUCGACUUAGAAUUUAGCGACCAGACCACUCACUUAAUGGGCAUCGUCAUCAGCCUGUUUUUAAGUAUUGGUCACGCCAUUUCACAGCAGGUAAGAUGUUUAGGCCUAUUGGUUAUGCCGACGUUCUGCGACAAGUCUGGCCAACGGGUAUUAGUAGCCAUGGUGUUCGCCUAUGUCAUGGCUGGUCCUCUGAAUAACAUAACUAAAAACGGGUCCGAGGUUAUCAGAGUAUUCACAUGUUCCGGUGCACUCGUGUACAACCUAUCGAAAACUCGGUAUGAACUUAUGUUCAAACCGUUCCAGGAGGCGUUGUUAAACCUUAAGAGACCUUCGAAAAACGAAGAACAUAUGAAGAAUAUUAACAGAAUAUCGGAAUCAGAUGAGGUAGAGAACAAAUAUAAGAAUAAACUACGUAGGAAAUGUAAAGGCAUUAUAUCCCGAGCAGACGAAAAUUGUAAAGCAGCGUUUAAACGAAGCUACGACAAAUGCAAGGAAUCAGUACACUGGUCCGUGAAUUGGGCUCUCUGCUGGCCCAUGCAAGUGACAUUCGUUUGCAAUCUCACACCACGUAAAUAAAUUUUCGGCUUACGUCGUAAUAUUCCUCUAAAUCUAUAUGUACAAAAUUAUCAAAUGAAACUAAUGGAAAAAAUUCUCACAC
Molecule: messenger RNA, 865 nt
Organism: Sipha flava (yellow sugarcane aphid)
Lineage: Eukaryota; Metazoa; Arthropoda; Insecta; Hemiptera; Aphididae
Exons: 6
Coding region: 97-783 (228 amino acids)
Source: RefSeq, a predicted model, not a curated record